This is a messenger RNA of Mycosarcoma maydis (corn smut), 2715 nucleotides long. RefSeq lists its product as uncharacterized. Gene Ontology annotation, biological process: proteolysis. Gene Ontology annotation, molecular function: metalloendopeptidase activity. Bases 1 to 2715 code for a protein of 904 amino acids. The transcript has a single exon. The record is from RefSeq and is a predicted model, not a curated record. Lineage: Eukaryota; Fungi; Basidiomycota; Ustilaginomycetes; Ustilaginales.
AUGCAUCCUCUUCCUGCUUCUCGAUGGCUAGCAGCACUGCUGCUGGCCUUGCUCAUUGUAGCGUCUCCGAUCACAGCCCGUAGCACUCGAAGCGGACCGCUGCAACGCAUAGCCAGAACCAGCAAUAUCAAGGUCGAGCGAAUCCCUCGAUCGGAACACUUGCACCUGCAAGCAAGAUCAGAUACUGGAUCAUCACUCCGUCUCAGCUUUCGUGCUUUUCAGCAAGACUUCCACCUCCAUCUGCAACCGAACGAGCACAUGUUGCAUCCCGAUGGCACCCGGGUCCGAUACUUUGGCGUGAACGAGACAACAGGCGAAAGCUACGUUGAAAGCUCGGAAACACUCUAUCCUGGUGAUGUACCCGCCUAUCAUGGCGUUGUUGUACAUUCUUCGUUUUCGCCUCGUCGUCUCGAAGAGGACAGGGCUGGUGUUGCCCGUGACAUCUACCAGGAUCACGAUCUUGGCGUCGUCGGACGAGCUGCCAUUAUGCUGCAUGACGAUGGUUUGGUCUCUGGUGCACCAUCUUUUUCAGGCAGUUUCGAUUGGUUCGGCAACGUCCACUAUAUCGAAACGCCUCGCAGCUACAUCGCCAAGCGCCAGGCGCAAGAUCCAUGGCUUGAGUCACGCUCUUCGUCAUCUGGCUCGAUGGUCGUUCAUCGAGACUCUGACAUCACUCUUGAGCCCAGGGACGACACAUUCACGACCAACUUUACCGCUUCCAUGGCCUGCAGCUCGGACGUGCUCGAUUACAACAGCCACAAUCGAUUGGUGCUGAGCGACGACACCAACGAUGCAUCGAGUCUCUCUGUCUACUCCUUCUUCAAGUCGCCAAUACCAGCUCGCCUCUCUCGCCGCGAACUCUCUUCGGGCUGGAACGACUUGUUUGCAAGAUCCAUCCAGGACGACAUUGUUGAAACUCCACAAGCGUCAUCCGACGCUUUUAUCUACCACAAAGCCUUGGAUGACUAUCUGGAACCCACAUUUCAAAGGAGGCAAGCCACAGGCAACGACAUUGGCAACGGUAACAACCAGACCAACAGCUUUGAAAACGUCAUUGGAUCCACCGCAGGCUGCCCAAGGAGCGCUCGUGUGGUGUAUGCUGGCGUCGCUUCGGACUGUGCCUACACCGAGCGCUUCGGCACUCAGGAUGAUACACGCCGUGAGAUCCUCAACAACAUGAAUUCGGUCUCAAACUUGUACAGAUCCACGUUCAACGUAUCGAUCGGCGUGGUCGAACUCGACGUACGCUCGGCGAGCUGUCCUAGCUCCGCCACGCAAGAUGCCCCAUGGAACCUCGGGUGUGGCACCAUCACCAUUGACGAGCGUCUGAGUGACUUUUCGCGAUGGAGAUCACAGCAGCCUGGCAACGGCAUCGGUCUGUGGCACCUCAUGACGGCAUGCAAUUCUGGCCGUGAGAUCGGCGUCGCCUGGCUCGGCACCGUGUGUAUGACUGACGCAUCCAGUAGCAGUGGUCAAACUGUGAGCGGAACGGGUGUCAGUUCGCUUACCACUCAGCAAUGGCAGGUCAUGGCGCACGAGAUGGGCCACAAUUUUGGUGCCAUCCAUGACUGCACCAACGGCUGCACCAGCAACUCGAACUUUGCUGUUCAGAACGGCGGUGCGCCGUGCUGUCCCUUGUCGGCUACAACGUGCAAUGCGAAUGCACAGUACAUCAUGAACCCUUCGUCGAGCUCCAACAUCCAGAGCUUUAGCCAGUGCUCGAUCGGUAACAUAUGUUCGCUGCUUGGACAGGGCCUCGAUACCUCGUGCAUCCAGACGCCUGGCCAGCGCAGCACCCUCAGCACUCAGCAGUGCGGUAACGGCAUUCUCGAACCGGGCGAGGAGUGCGAUGCUGGGCCCAACGGAUCGCAGUGCUGUACUAGCCAAUGUAGGCUGGCAUCAGGUGCCCAGUGUGAUCCUGCCACGAGCGCGUGUUGCUCCAACUCGUGCACGUUUGCACCAUCGUCGCAAAUGUGUCGUCCCGCUGUUGACGAACGCUGUGACAGCGCCGAAUAUUGCACAGGCACGUCGGCCGAGUGCCCCGCCGAUGUGACCAAGGACGAUGGUAGUUCAUGCGGUAGCCGGCUGUCUUGCGCCAACGGCUAUUGCACUUCGCGCGACCUUCAGUGCCAGCAGGCUUCGACAGGUCAGCUCAACUUCCAAACUGCCUGUUCGGCCUCGAACGCCAACUCGUGCCAGCUGACGUGCCAGAGCCCCAACUCGGCCAACUCGUGUCUGAUUCUACAGCAACCUUUCAUCGACGGCACCAGUUGUGGCUAUGGCGGGCGAUGCAAGGGUGGCGAGUGCAAGUCGGGUUCGUGGCAGAACACGUUCCGUAGUCUGUACAUGGACAAUCUGCGGAUCUCGAUCCCCGUUACCAUUGUCGUUGGUAUCAUUGUGCUGCUGAUCCUGUUUUCCAUCGUGCGUCGAUGCUGCUGCGGUGGUCGACGACAGAGGCCGGCCAAAUCUUCGGGUCGAAGACCCUUCCAGAGGUCGCACGGCAAUGACUACAAUGGUGCAGCCUACAACGUGCCUAUCCCUGAAGGAACACCCCAAGGGAGCCAGAGCAGCUCUCAAGUGCAAGGAGCCUAUGCUGCGCCCUCGUUUCCACCACCGCCACCCAUGCGCCAGAGCUAUUCAAGCUAUGGCAAUGGCGCUACACAACCAAGCGGAUGGGUUGAUCCGGCCGCGUACAAUGGCCCACAUAGGUCCUAA